GUUUACAGUCUAGGUGGGCUCUCGGGGGAACAGGGAGGAGCCAGUGCUGUAUGCUUAUAAAUGGAGUGUGAAAUGAAACAGUAACUGUCAAAUGCCAAAAAAAUGUGAUGCUCUCUUGUAUUUCUGGUGUUCACCCAGUCAAUAGUUUUGUCAGAGUGGGCUUAGUGGAGCCUUGACAACCCAGUGUGUACUUUAUUUAGUGGUAAACCGUAUAAGAAAUCGUCAAGAUGGCCGACUUGGAGGCAGUGCUGGCUGAUGUCAGCUAUUUGAUGGCUAUGGAGAAGAGUAAAUCAACUCCAGCAGCGAGGGCAAGUAAGAAGAUAAUUUUGCCAGACCCCAGCGUGAGGAGCGUGAUGCACAAACACUUGGAAAAGAUGGGCGAGGUCAACUUCGACAAGAUAUUCAGUCAGAAGAUUGGUUACCUUCUCUACAAAGACUUCGUAGAAAACGUGUGUGAGGAUCCUGUCCCUCAGCUCAAGUUUUACGAGGAGAUUAAGGCCUAUGAGAAGAUUGAAAAUAAGGAGGAAAGAAGAAAAGUAGCGAGGGACAUAUACGAUAAUUUUAUAAUGAAGGAAUUAUUAUCUAACUCACAUGCCUAUAAUGAAGAGUCAGUCGCAUAUGUACAAAAACACCUCACCAAAAAUGAAGUUCCAACAGAUCUAUUUGAACCUUACAUAGAGGAGAUAUUUGCACAUUUAAGAGGAGAUUUGUUCAACAGAUAUGUUGAAAGUGAUAAAUAUACCAGAUUCUGUCAGUGGAAAAACUUAGAACUGAAUAUACAGCUGACUAUGAAUGACUUCAGCGUUCACCGAAUCAUUGGACGUGGGGGUUUUGGAGAAGUAUACGGGUGCCGCAAGGCAGAUACGGGCAAGAUGUAUGCCAUGAAGUGUCUUGACAAGAAGAGGAUCAAGAUGAAGCAGGGGGAGACAUUGGCGUUAAAUGAGCGUAUCAUGUUGUCACUAGUCAGUACAGGGAUUGAUUGCCCUUUCAUAGUGUGUAUGACGUAUGCCUUUCAUACUCCUGACAAGUUGUGUUUCAUCUUAGACCUUAUGAAUGGAGGGGACCUGCAUUACCACCUUUCACAGCAUGGUGUUUUCAAUGAGCAAGAGAUGAGAUUCUAUGCUGCUGAAGUUAUAUUAGGGCUAGAGCAUAUGCACCGUCGGUAUAUUGUUUACCGAGAUUUGAAGCCGGCGAAUAUACUUCUAGAUGAGCAUGGCCAUGUCAGGAUAUCAGACUUAGGGUUGGCUUGUGAUUUUUCCAAAAAGAAGCCACAUGCAUCAGUAGGGACUCACGGGUACAUGGCACCAGAGGUGCUGAGCAAGGGUACAGCAUAUGACAGUUCAGCUGACUGGUUCUCCUUUGGGUGCAUGCUGUACAAGCUGCUCAAAGGUCACUCUCCCUUCAGGCAACACAAGACACGAGACAAACAUGAGAUAGACCGCAUGACCCUCACCAUGAACGUCGAGCUUCCUGAAACAUUUACACAAGAGCUUCGAAGUCUAUUAGAAGGUUUACUUCACAGAGAUGUAGAUAAAAGGCUUGGCUGCAAAGGAAGAGGAGCUGAUGAAGUGAAGGAACACCCAUUUUUUGGAGGCCUUGACUGGCAACAAGUUUACCUCCAGAAGUACCAGCCUCCUCUCAUUCCACCCCGAGGAGAGGUCAAUGCAGCGGAUGCUUUUGACAUUGGCUCAUUUGAUGAAGAAGACACUAAGGGCAUUAAGCUUACUGAGGCAGACCAGGAGUUGUACAAAAACUUCCCAUUGGUGAUCAGUGAGCGGUGGCAGACAGAGGUGGCAGAGACUGUGUUUGAGACAGUCAAUCAGGAAGCUGACAAAGUAGAACAUAAACGACGAGCAAAGCAUAAAAUUAAGUUUGAUGAAGAAAAAGAGUCCGACUGUAUAAUUCAUGGGUACAUCAAGAAGCUUGGUGGACCAUUCACUUCAGCAUGGCAGACCCGGUAUGCGAAGCUUUACCCAAACAGAGUUGAACUCCACUCAGAGUCAAGCUCAGGGAAACCAGAACUCAUUUUCAUGGACCAACUAGAUGAUGUGUCCUCAGACUUUGUGCAAAUUAAAGGGGAAAACUGUAUAGUUUUGAAAACCAAAGACAACAAGAUAAUUCUAACAAAUCCUGAUGAAAUUGGUCUGAAGGAGUGGUCAAUAUCUUUACGUUCAGCACACAAAAUGUCUCUGGAGCUGCUGAGCAACAUGGCGAAGAAAGCUGGCAGGAUUUAUGGUACUGAGGGAAACAACAAGCCUUCAUUAAUGGCUCGAAAUGGCAAUGGAAAUUGAGAGAAUAGUGUGAAAUCUUAUGUUAGUGAAGUACCUUGACACAACCAACAGAUUCUCAAAGUAAACAAGCUGUGUUACGGUAUAGACAAAAGUAUUUCCUCUAAGGUGAAAAAUGACAUUUGAGUAACCACAGAGGAGAGAAAACUACCUUGUUACCUUAAGAAAUUGUAGAAAAGUGUGUUUGUGCUGUAUAUUUGUAAGGAUAAAGUAUAUGAGUGUGAAGAAAUAUAAAGCUUCCAUUUCAUGCCCUAUAGAAAAUGGAGGCAAAACUACUGUGACAUACUUGAUUUGAAACGGAAAAAUAAAAUGUGAGAAGACUGCAGGCUACCCUGCCCCAGAAAUGAUUUACUUUGAAAGAAAAUCAUUCCAUCAGAUUUCGUAACGAAGCUGACUCUUACGAAAAUGAUAUUUUGCUAUGAAGCUUAGAAAGAAAACCGCAGAAAUUUCAUCAGAAAUGAGACAGAACUGCAAAACAUACACUAGAAAUAUGAUUGAAUUAACUUGUUUGUUUGACUGCUGGCUUCACUUGGCUUGGUAGUGUUGCAUUGUUGCAGACUGAAAAACUGGAAAACUUAUACUGUAAUCAGAUAUAUGAAUAUGGGAAAGAUAUUGAGAAAUUGUAACUUACUUUCAGCAUCUCCCAUAUUGCUUAUAGUAUCCUAAAAUACACUCAUCAGUCUCAAUUUUAUUUCAGGUAAAUGCACAAAGAUGCAUUAACCUUUGGAAUUUUUUAAAUGUUCACAAGUAUAUUUUUGUGCUAGAUGAUAGAACUGAGUGCUUAGAAUUAAUUGUUUAACUUCCACUGUGAUGAUGUCUUACGUGAGCCUGUCUUUGAAUGAGAUGAAGAAUAAUUUAAUGUGUUGCCAGUGACAACAUGAACAGUAAACCCCUAUGGUGGACCUGUUGCCAGCGUCUGUCGUUGAAACUAAAGAGUCAACUUUGGUGUUGGUAAAAAAAAUAAUAGAAUUUCAAUGUGUGUGCUGUUUGUGUCUCCUUGUGUGUGAAGUUAUUGUGCCAGUGUGAGUGACCUGGAAAACUGUGCAUUAGCUUGUGUAAGAUUUUGCAGCUUUAUUAUAUCUGUAUAUAUUCACAAAAUUUCUCAGUGAAACAUUCGCAAAACUUUCUUGUUGGACUUGGACUUGAAUGCACUAUCUCAUGAAUUUGUAGUCAUGAGACAGAUUAUACCAUAUUGUAUUACUAGACACUGUACUGACAAAUACUGUCUGAUUCUUGCUUUACUAUGAUAUCUCUCAGUACUUAAAUUCUUAAUUCCAUAAAUCUCUGAUAACCAGAAUUCAAGACCUUCUGGUGUUUUCCUGAAGAACUUUUAUCCUCCAGCUUCCCCCGAUUUAUGCUCCCAACCAAUCACCAUGUGGCGUAUCAUUGUCUCUCACUGUAUUUGCUCCCAUCUAACAAAAUCAAAAAAUGGUUUCAAUACUAGCUGAAACGUCAUACACUUGUCGAUAGAAAACAAUGGUCAACUUGUUGAAAACAUGACAUGGGAAAAGUUAACUCCAUCCUCCAACAUUUCUCUAAUGUUGCUGCAACUAUCUAUUAGUAUUUAUUGACCCUACAUUUAAAUAUACAUAUCCUGCACAUUUAUCAUCUACCUAUAUACCAGGCUGGCAUCCUCUGUUUAGGGGGAUAGCCAAGACAAGGCUCCCACAUGUACCCAUAAUGAAACCCACAAACACUCCCUCUUAUUUUAACCUCUAAGCCUCAAAAUGAGAGCAGGCUAAUCCUCAGUCGUGCUGCAUAGCCAGGUCUUUCUGCUCUAAAGCCUGACAUUUGAGCUGCUCCACCAUAACUGACCCAUCUCUUUGAUAUGAUCAGUUGAUUGGAACAGAUGUGAGAAAACUUUCCACUGAGAUCAUCAAAUAUUUGCAGUUACUAUCCAUUCAACACAAUCUCAUUAAUGCACCACUCCUCCAGACUUUUCUUUUAUCUAACACAUCCUUUUCACUGUCUGUUUAUUUAAUUUCUCAUCUUCCCCAUAUUUUUUAUAUCUCACGUUAGGUCCAAUUAUCUUCUUUAACAAUCACACUUUGGAUUUCUCUGCAUCCUCAACCAUGACAGUCUCUAUUCUGUUUAAGCAACUCUCUCUCAGCACCAAUUCUUUUUCAUAGUUUCCCAUUUAUCCUUCAACCCUUACAAAGCUGCUCCACAUGUUCUUCAGACACCUCAUCUCCAUCACUUGUGAUUUCCUCUUUGUUACUCCUGUGCAACAGAAUCAGUACCAGUGCUUCCUUAUAUAGCCUUCUUCCAUUCAUUCCAGUCAAACUACAUCAAAACACACUACUUGCAUUAAUUCUUUACCUACACCUUUAACUGUUUCUUCCAUUCUAAACUUUGCCUCUACCCUUAUUCCUCCAUCUAUAGCAGCAUGCAUUCUAAAUGUGUGAACUACCUCUAACUAAUGUGUCACCUAAAUUCACAUUCAUCCAGCCCAAUCUAAUAUCCUUGUACACUAUUACUCUACUCUUAUUCACUCUUAAUUCUGCCUCCUACACAUUCUCCAUCAUCAAAUACUUAUCUCUCUAUUCUUAUUGCAUCAAUCCCA
Messenger RNA from Scylla paramamosain (green mud crab), 4851 nucleotides. It is a transcript of the gene Gprk1, whose product is annotated as G protein-coupled receptor kinase 1-like. Gene Ontology annotation, molecular function: G protein-coupled receptor binding; G protein-coupled receptor kinase activity; ATP binding. Lineage: Eukaryota; Metazoa; Arthropoda; Malacostraca; Decapoda; Portunidae. The transcript is spliced from 16 exons. The coding region runs from base 228 to 2291 and encodes 687 amino acids. Gene Ontology annotation, biological process: protein phosphorylation; G protein-coupled receptor signaling pathway; regulation of signal transduction. The record is from RefSeq and is a predicted model, not a curated record.